CUAAGCCAGGAUGUGCUGAUUGAACUAGGUCAAGCCGCGCCUUUUCUGUUAUCCUGGCUUUCUUAAUUCUACUUUUGUGCAAUACCCCUCUGGGAUCAAUGGAAAUAAACGGGGAACACCUGGAACCAAAUCAACACAAUGGGGACAGGAACAGUAGCGACCAAAUAUGGAAACACUCAUGACAGGAGCACGUGAGGGAGGAAAACACGACACAAGACAUGACAAAAGUCUAACACUACUAACAAGACAAAAUGAACUAAUUUAAAAUUUUGUACUUCGCAUUCCAAUAUCCACAUAAAACAAAAUGUGCUUGGCAUAGUAAUAUCACGGGGGUAUGGUGGUCACGCUGAACGCAGACUACAGGCCAUUUAAACCGAGCAGUGCACUGUAAAAAAUAACAUGAACAUAGGCCACUAAAGGAACAUCAAAUUAAGAUAAGUAUGUUUGAGAGGUAACUCAUCUUUUUCUUACCAAAUCUAAAAUAAUUUCAGAUGCAAUUUAAUAAUAUGAAUAUGAUUUAAUGCGCUUUUGCAAGGAAAGCGUGCUUUAACGUGAACAACACCAUGAACGAGGACACUGUCUACAGGCUAAUUCUGCCACAUUUAUUUGACAGAAAUGACCCCAGACAAUCCUCUUCAUCUGAUGAAAAUGACAAUGAAGAAUCGUCUUCACCUGAUCAUUCUCAUGUGACCGUCAUGAUGCUCAAGAAGAAAACAGAUGGAGGCAGACUGUACAAUAAAAAGUACUACUACUUAUUCUGCUCCAAACCAUUCAGUAAAAUGGCACGUCAUUUGGAAUCAAAGCACAAAGAUAUGCCAGAGGUGGCAAGAGCGGUCGCAUUUCCGAAAGGCUCUAAAGAGCGAAGACUGCAGCUGAGUUUUUUGAGAAAAAAAGGGAACCGUUGUCAUAAUGCUCAAGUGUUUAAAGAAGGAACAAGAAUGGUGAUACCCCGACAGCAAAUCAUUGAUCCUGUAAGAGCAAGCGAUUACUUGCACUGCGUAAACGAAAUGGAUGACCUUGCUGACUUCCUAGGGCACGACAUCAGGGUCCAUCAACAGUACUAUCAGCUUCCUGAAGGUACAUUACAGCUGGCCAAGAUAAGUAAAAGUCUUAUGGCUGUGGAACGAGGACAGCUAUCUGAAUCCAAAGGAAGGAAUCUCGAUGAGAUCCAGAGUGUUCCACAAGAGAGAGUACUGAUGGACAGUGAUGGAUCAGACUCUGAGAACGAGAAAGAAAUGACUGAAAAUGAUGCUUCAGAUUCACCUUCAAAUUCAGCAGUCAAGACAGACUGUCCACACAGAAACUCCCGCUGAGAUCCACACAGUACUUCAAAGAUGCCGUUCAUUAAAGAGGAGAGUGAAGAUGUGAAGAUUGAAGAGACGUUCAGACUUAGACGUGAAGAUACUGAGGAACACACAGAGCUGAUGGCACUGAAAGAGGAGAAUCAAGAACUGAGUGUAAUGGAAGAGAAACAUCAUGAUUUUGUAACUGAAGAACAGACAUCUUCAACAGUUCAAAACACUGAAACCUUUAAUCACCACACAAUGGUUCACUCAAGACAGAAUUUGUUUAAAUGCGGUCAGUGUGGAAGAAAAUUCUGGAACAUUAAACACCUCAACAGACACGCAAUACUUCAUUCCAAAGAAAAGCCUUUUAAAUGCCAGCAGUGUGAAAAGUGUUUUAAAAUCGAGAAAUACCUGAAGAAUCACAUGAAGAUUCACAGUGGACAGAAGCCGUUCACGUGCACUCAGUGUGGGAAGAGUUUCGGUCAUAAAGUCUGCCUCAAGAAUCACAUGACUCUUCACACCGGAGAGAAGCCUUACACCUGCAGACUGUGUGGAAAGAGCUUCUCACAAAGUGGAAAUCUUAAAUAUCACAUGAGAGUUCACACUGGAGAGAAACGUUACACCUGCCCUCACUGCAAUAAAAAAUUUGGUCACAAAGGCAGCCUCAAGGCUCACAUGAGGAUUCACACCGGAGAGAAGCCCUACACAUGCCAACACUGUGAAGAGAGAUUUACAUUCAAAGAGUCCUUUGAAAUACACGUGAUACGUCACGCUGGAGAGAUGCCUUUCACCUGCCAACUGUGCGGCAAGGGCUUCCCACAGAAAGCAAAUCUGAAGAAUCACAUAAGAGUUCACACUGGAGAGAAGCCGUUCAUCUGUCCUCACUGUGGAAAGGGUUUCACUUUUAAAGGAAACCUUAAGAUUCACAUGAGGAUUCACACUGGAGAGAAGCCGUACUCGUGCUCUCAGUGUGAGAUGAGGUUCCUGUAUAAAAGAGACCUGAAACAGCAUUUACAAACUCAGUGUCCCUCAGAGUGACGAGAUGCUAUAUGUGUGUGUGAGACUUGUUCCGUAUCAGAAGAUCACCUCUGCACCACGUGGUUUAUUUGCAUCCUCCUUUAUAUUUUGCCUUGAGGCUUUUUUCUUUUGUCACGGUCAGAAGUGGCCACAAGUGUUCAUAUGUGCAUCCUUUCAAGUAUAGAGAGGUUGCAAUAAACAUCCUCUAAUUUUGACAACAUUUACAUUGUCAUUUUGCAGAUGCAUUUAUCCAAAGCGACUUACAUUUGAGGAAUACAUAAAGUGAUUCUUCUUAAAGAGGCAAACAGACACAGGAAGUGCUCGUAAUAU
Molecule: messenger RNA, 2633 nt
Organism: Cyprinus carpio (common carp)
Lineage: Eukaryota; Metazoa; Chordata; Actinopteri; Cypriniformes; Cyprinidae
Product: gastrula zinc finger protein XlCGF8.2DB-like
Exons: 4
Coding region: 1335-2324 (329 amino acids)
Biological process (GO): regulation of DNA-templated transcription
Molecular function (GO): DNA-binding transcription factor activity, RNA polymerase II-specific; RNA polymerase II cis-regulatory region sequence-specific DNA binding
Source: RefSeq, a predicted model, not a curated record